AUGGUUUUUACAGAACGACAACGUUAUACUGUCGGCAUCAUAGUAUUACUUUGUGUGGUACUGAUUUGGGUCGGUUCUUCGUUUUUAAUGAACAAUAUGUUUGGAGAACAAGAUUAUAAUAAACCAUUCGCCAUUACAUAUGUAAAUACAGCUUCCUUUACAUUUUAUUUAUUAUACUUUCUUUGUAAUAAGAAGCGUCCUAUAGAUAAACAAAGAAUAAUUGAAUUUAACAACGCGUUGUAUGAUGCUAUAUCACGUUCUUCAUUUGAUUCAACAAGUGAAGCUUCAUCGAAUUCAAAUGAUGGUAUGAAUGAUUUCCAAGAAAAUAUUACAUUACAACCCGAGGAUCACUCUAUGUACUCAUCAUCUCUUGAAUUAGGGUUAAUUAAUGACAAUAAUUCUUCUUUUAUCCGAUCACAUCAUGAAACAUCAGAUAAUCAUCCUCAUAUCGACCCUCAUGAUGUACUUUCGUCCAUGCGCGAUGAUGAAAAACUGUCAACUCGACAGAUUGCCAAGUUAGGAUUUACCUUUUGUAUGUUAUGGUUUGCAGCCAAUUGGAGUACCAAUGCAUCCCUUGCGUAUACAUCUGUCGCAAGUAGCACAAUUUUAUCUUCAACUUCAGGUUUUUUCACUUUAGUUAUUGGAUCUUUGGUUAGAGUUGAAAAGUUUUCAUUCCUUAAAUUUGUAGCAGUUGUAAUAAGCUUCGUUGGUGUUUACUUGAUCUCAAAUGAAGAUACAUUCGAUAAACCUAAUGAUAGUCUACAUACUUCUACUAAUUCAUUGUUUGGUGACUUUCUUGCUCUAAUUGGAGCUUUCUUUUAUGGAUGUUACACUAUUUUAUUGAAAUUACGUAUUCAAAACGAAUCUCAUGUUAAUAUGCCUUUGUUCUUUGGAUUUGUUGGGAUUUUCAAUGUGAUUUUGCUAUGGCCAUUAUUUUGGUUGUUGCAUUUUACUGGGUUAGAGCAAUUUCAACUUCCACCAAAUAAUACCAUAUGGAUAAUGGUUGCAAUAAAUGCAUUGAUAGGGACUUUCUUAUCUGACUAUCUCUGGCUUAUUGCCGUUUUGAUGACGUCGCCGCUAAUUGUUACGCUUGGGUUGAGUUUGACGAUACCUUUGGCAUUGCUUGGUGAUAUAUUUUUCAAAGGACUUUUCAUGAGCACAGGGUAUUGUUUUGGAGUUAUUAUGGUGACUAGUGGAUUUAUUGGUGUAAAUUUUUUGGAGAUUAAAGAAAAAUCUAAUGAUCGAAAGCCCGAGAUAUAUUUAGAUAAUGAAGGAAAUUCUGUUCGUAUUUUAUCGUAA
This is a messenger RNA of Funneliformis mosseae, 1299 nucleotides long. NCBI's taxonomy places the organism in Eukaryota, Fungi, Glomeromycota, Glomeromycetes, Glomerales, Glomeraceae. The record is from the annotation of a GenBank genome assembly.